AUGACUAAGUCAGGUGACUUUUGGCGAGCAGAACUGGAUGGUUAUAACUUCGAGAAGCAUUUAUCAUUGCCUGUCGAUCGAUGUCGUUCAAAGACGGACCAGCGAUCGAGUGCUGCUUAUUCAGCUCGAUUCUCGCUCAAUAGCGACCUGUCAAAAUCUUUUCUUGCUUAUGCAUCAUCUCAUAAUGUCACACCGUUUCAACUUGGUCUUGCUACCUUCUAUGUGUUACUUUUCAAAUUAAGCAAUGGUGAAAUCGAUUUAUGUAUUUCAUGUGUCGAUGCUAAUCGAUACCGACCAGAGAUAGAAGAUUUUGUUGGCAUGUUUAUUGCUACUCUACCAUAUCGUGUUCAAAUAGAUCCGUCCCGUUCUUUUGACCAUCUUGUUGAACAAGUUCGUGACAAAUGUUUGUCGAUUCUUGAACAUACUCAUUAUCCACUUCAACGUAUUCUGGCGGAUUCUCAUAAACAACAAGUGAACAUCAAUUUUCUUGAUAUUUCUUUCGAUUUUGUAAACUUUCUACCAGCUGCCUCCCAAUUAAAUUGUGACGGUGCUAUUAUGGAGCCUUUGGUGCCUGAUCAAUGGAAUGAAACAGCUAAAUUUGAUUUCAUGUUAACUUUUCAGUAUGAUACAUUUUUAGAAGAUAAGACCAUAUCGUGUUUUCUUGUUUGUUCGCGUGAUCUUUACAAUGAGGCAACCGUUGUUAAGAUAGCACGGCGAUUUGAAUACUUACUCUUUCAAGUUUUCUCUCCAACCUAUGCUAAAAAUGGUAACAAUCGAUCCGAAGUACCGCUUACUCGAUUAACACUGAUACUUCAAGAAGAAGCUGCCGAAAUCGAAAUGAUGAACUUCUGUCGGUUACCAUAUUAUGUGAACAUAGGUAUGCCUAGCAUUUUUCAACUUUUUUUCAUAUUCAUUAACAUGUUGGAAUGUUAUCGACAUAUUCUAUGUUCUGUUGAGAGGAAAUGGUGGUUAACUUCUAAAAGCCAGAAAGUCUUAACGUCGAAAAUUAAAAUAAAUUGCUACGAGCUCAGAAGUUCUAGAACUCCAGUAAGAAUUGUUUAUAGUUAA
Molecule: messenger RNA, 1068 nt
Organism: Rotaria sp. Silwood2
Lineage: Eukaryota; Metazoa; Rotifera; Eurotatoria; Philodinida; Philodinidae
Source: the annotation of a GenBank genome assembly